AUGGUGGAUGAAGGCGAUACCAGACAGCAACUUUCGAAGUUUCUCGCUGCGCCUUUGCAGCCGAACGAAUUGCUCUUGAACAAACGAUGUUUUUACGUCUCUAAAGUCAUUGUUGAUAAACUGAUUCACGAGGAAAAGGAGUUUACAGAAUGGCGGGUGGUACCUCCACCGCCUCCACCGCCGCCUCCACCACCAAAAAAGGGCAAAAAAGGCAAAGGAGGUGCGGCCGCGCCACCUGCCGAGAAGAAAGGCAAAGAGAAAGGCAAAGGUAAAGGAAAAGAACCUGAAGUCACCGAGGAAGCAGGUGAUGCGCCAACCGGUGACGACAUAGAAACAGCAGCCGCUGCGAUUACAGACGUGGAUGAAGAACUUGAAACCACCAAAGGACCUGAGAAUCUACCUAUGGUCGUUGAUGAAACGUACUCGUUUCCCCCACCUCCAGAAGAUUUAGAUCCAGAAGUAGACGGCACCCUAGAAUUUUUUACAGUCAAGAGACAAAUUCCGAAAAUAAUUCAAUAUCCAAAAUUAGAGGCAACAUUUGGUGCUUUUACUCCCCAAAACACGCACCGCAGUAGGCGGUAUCUGUACUUCGUGAGACAGUGUCAGGAAGGCAUUCCUUUGGAUGAGACUGAUGAGAAGACUAUCGCAAAAAUGCCGGAGUUUGUACUCCUUGGAUGUUUAUCUGGAAAGGCUCUAGUAAAUUUGGGGUUGCAGUUGAGGGAUGCUUUUAUUCCCCUCUUCAAGAAACAGUUUCGUGAGAUAGCGUCGACAGAUCCUGAUGUCGACCACGCUCCCACUUCGACGACCAUGCUCUCUCGACAAAUGUCCUACGCGGGGAUCCACCACGAGGAUACUGAAAAUUCUUCUGCCCAGGUUAAUUAUCUUCGUCCGUCUGACUUUCGUCGGAUGUCGAAUAUAGUGAGAGGAGAGAACGCUGAACGAAGAAUAAAGAGCAUGCGUCUGCCAACAACACCGUCCCAUACAGCUCGUCGUUCAUCUCCAACGGAAGGGAUGAAAGCAAAGUCGCUCCAAGCGAUUGACGAUAUGGACGUCGCGGACACCGGGGACGCCGGGGGAAGAGGUGGCUCUGAUGAGAUCAUUAUCGAUAUUGAUAACCUCGUUAACAUGGUCGACUGGACCAUAGAACAUAUCGAAGGCGAAAUCCAACUACCCAUGCCAGUCGUUCCCGGGUUGGGAGAGGCUGAUGACAGCGAUACCGAUCUACCUAAAGAUUUGAUACCGCAGCUCGAACAGGCAGUCAUGAUGUGGGUGGAGCAUAUUGAUUCUACCAUUACAGCUUGUCUUGCCAAGACCCGUGAAGGUCAAGGUCCUAUGGCAGAGUACAAAUAUUGGCGAGAAAGAGAUGCAGAACUGUCUCUUCUGGUGGAGCAACUAAAACAGCCAAUGGUUGUUAAGAUCUUGUCUCAUUUGCAAAAAGCAGAGUCAACCUUUUAUGAGGGUUUUCUGCACAACAAGGAAAUUCUGAUGGAUCAAUACAAUUUAGCUGGAGACAAUCUCAAGUUUUUGUCAACUCUGACACGUUUCUUUACGGUAAUAGAAGACGAGAAAUCGCCACUCCAAAAUGUAAUAGACAUUUUACCAGAGAUGGUGGAAAGUAUUUACAUGGUGUGGGUGCUGUCCAAAGGAUACCGAACAGAUGAGACUAUGAUACCUCUCCUUGCGCGAAUCUCUUGGGCGUUGUGUGACAAGUUGGAAAAGAAUCUUGAUGUAUACAAGUUGUUUGAUAAAUCCAAUGAACAGGUCCUCAGUAUCUGCAAGAAUUCCAAAAAGAUUUUGGAAAUGUGGCACCAGCUGUAUAGAGAUACGCGAAGACAUAUUGAGAUCAGUGGCAAGGGUGCGCGUUGGGAAUUCGAUCAGAAACUACUGUUUACUAAGACUGAUUACAUUGCCGAAGUGGCUGGUGAUCUUAGCAACGUUAUUCAGGUUGUCAUAGACUUUGAGCGCGUGUUCGGUAUGGAGCUAAAAUCGAUCAUAAGUGAUCCCACACAAAUCGACGACGUUCGCAAACGUGUAGUCAAUCUUGUCUUCCCAAUAAGAACUAUAGACUUCUGUAUAUUCAACUUUAACAAUAAAGAAAACUGGGAUGUUAUUAUGAACGAUUUCUGGGCUGAAGUUAGAUAUUUAGAAGACGAAGCAAAGAAUAAUAUUAAUAAUAGCUUUAGCAAUUUAAGAUCUUCCGAAGAAGCUCUUGAGGUGCUACUCAAGUUUCUUGAAUUCGAAGGCAUGCGUGAUGCGAUGCGUAAAGAAUUGUCCACUAAGUUUGAUUUUAUUAUGAGACAGUUUAUCAAGGAGAUUACAAUUAUAGAAGACAGGUUUACUCGAAGUCGCAAGAAUCCCCCAUUGCUUCGCAAUCACCCGCCUGUCGGAGGCGCAAUUUACUGGGCGAGGAUGCUUUUCAACAAAUUGAAACAACCUAUUAUGAAGUAUCAAAAGAUACCAGAAUUAAAUGAAUGCGAACAAAAGAAGGAAGCUUUUCACAUGUACAAGUCGUUUUCCAAAAUCGUCAAGGAAUUUGAGAAUCAGAAAUUCAAUGACUGGGUGCAGGGUGCGUCGCUUUUUGUUGACAAUAUGAUGAAGAAGAAUAUUCUUCGAGUUCAAUUUACUCCAGAAGCUCGAAUGCAAGUUACUGCUGCUGGUAAAGCUCAUAUGCAAGCAAAAAAGCCGCCGGGAUCCCGGGUUUCAUUAAAACCAAUGGAUAUUGUCAACAAAGAGAUAGCUGAAAAACGUAGAAGGGAUAAAGUUUUGAUGCUGAUGAGGAUACCCGGACAACAUUAUGAGAAUGUUAGAUCGCCAAGUUCUACCUCUCUUUUAGCCAAAGAAGGAUUGACCGAUGUGACGUGGCGCGACUUGACAGUACAUAAGCUGAUGCAAGAGCAUGGAUUAGAGUUUCAGACGUGUUUCGAUCAUAAAAUCUUUCAAAUUAUUCUGGAAGCUGAACUGCUGGAGCAGUUAGGUUUUGACCUUCCAACAAACAUAAGAGACGUGGCUAUGCAAAAGGACCGACUCUAUUAUGAACUCGAAGCAUUACAAGAAGUUAUAUCAAAUUAUAACGCCUGCACGAACACUCUUACGCGAUCUGAGACACAUCUCAUGAAAAAGCAUCUAUUAGAUAUGGAAAGGCAUAUUUUGCCUGGUCUGACCAGAAUAUCAUGGACUGCACUCGGAAUAAAGGAUUAUAUUAAGGAUAUUACUAAAGGUCAAAAUUCUCUGCAAUCUGUACACCAGCAACUCAAGAUGGUUGAGAAGGAAAUUCUGUUCAUGAUAGAACAGAUCGAGAUCUUUGAUUUGUUCCCGGUCGUUAAACCGAAGGAUUAUGUGGAUCCUGACACAGGCCAAAGUGACGAUACUUGGUUGCAUCCUUGCAAGGCGUAUUUUGUGGAAUUAGAGAAUGAACGCACACAUCGAGUAGCUAUGAUUGCAAGGCUAUACGAACGUAUAGGACCUAUACUCAAUAAGCUCGAGUACCUGAUCCUCGGAUCCAGUACGGGAAAGUCGGUUGUCAUGCAGUCCUAUUACACAUAUUGGGAGAAGAAGAUUUUCAAGGCUCUUGUUACAUUUACAUAUGAGAACCUGGAAGAAUUUCAAGAUCUCUUAUCAGGGAAAGAUCCAAUGUUUCAAGUGGACGCAGUUUUGGUUCCACCGGACAUAACCAUGCGGCCGACACCUGUAGAAGUACAAAACAUCGUGGGAUAUGAUAUCAAACAUUUUCUUAACAGAUUGACUUCUUUUCCACGUUGGAUGAGAGACACAUGCCUCUGCUGUCCACCGCAGCGUAUCGUAGAAGCCACUGGAAACGAGUUCUAUGUAUUCUCUUUCUUCGAAGAUAUCCUGCGUGUAGUUUCCAUUAAUGACGUCACGUUGCUAAUUCAGGACACCAUUUAUAGGCUUACGCAAGACAUACAGGCUUAUACGCAGAAAUGGCAUAAAUAUCAGCACAUGUGGAGUUACGACAAAAAUCUGUCCUGUGAGAAAUACGUCCAAAAGAACGAUCAAAUUCACAAAUACGACGAGAAAUUCUUCUUUUUCGAAGAUAUUAUUCAAGAUUUAGAGAACCACGUGAAAUAUGUAGACCUGGGAAGUAUCAGAGUAAAUCUAAGACCCAUCAUCAAGCAAAUACAGGAGCAUGCGCAAGAUUGGAUUAAUACGUUAGGAAGAUGUGUAUGUACGAAAACGCGAAUGGACAUGUACGAUUUGAAAAAUCAAAUUGAGAAUCUUCGUCAAAUAGUGAACAUGAAUAUCAAGGGGUUGGAAGAUUUCAAAUUGGUGAUGGCGACGAUAUCGAUGGUGCAAGCCAUGACAGUGACUGCCGAAGUAAAAUAUCGUGGCAUGGUUGAGAUGUUCAACAUGUUGCGACAACAUGGUAUUGAAGUGACGGCAGAAGAUAUGCAUUUUGCUAAGAGUCUAGAAGCGUCAUGGGGCGGACUGUUCCAAACCUGUAUGUUCCGUGCAAAUACCCUAGAAGCUACCAAGGAUAAGUUCUCUAAGCUCAGUGUUAUUGAAAUAGCCAACUUCUUGAAGGAACUAGAUGAAUUCGUUGAAAAGUUCGACAAUGAAGGUCCUGGGACUGUUGGCGAAGAUAUGGAAAGAGGUCUUUUACUUAUGGAGGAAUACACCAAAUACUUCGAUGAAUUGGAAGCCAAAAAGAAACUGCUUCAAGCUGCAGAACAACUCUUCGACAACCCUCUUGCAGAUUUUUCCAAUUUCAUGCGAGCAAAAGCAGACUUCGUUGCUAUGGACCAGGUUUAUAAGAUUUACAAAGCACAGAAAUAUGCUAGAGAAAUUUGGGCGAGAACUUUGUGGGUCAAUCUUAAUCCACUGGCUUUAGUGGAUGGCAUUGAACAGUUCUUCAAAGAUUUCAGGAAAUUGCCCAAAGCUGUACGGCAAACCGGUACCGGUAUGAUGUUGGACUUAAAGAUGAAGCAAUUCAAGGGUGUAGUGCCUCUUAUGGUAUCCCUCAAGAAUGAGGCUAUGCGCGAGCGGCAUUGGAAGGAGCUUAUGAAGAAAACAGGUCAGGACUUCGACAUGUCUCCUGAGCGAUUCACUUUGGAUAAUAUGUUUGCCAUGGAAUUGCACAAAUACCAAGAUGUUGCUGAACAAAUUGUGAAUCAUGCUAUUAAGGAAUUGGCUAUCGAGCGUGGUGUGAAAGAUAUCCAAGAGUCGUGGGCCGCUAUUCAGUUCACAGUGAUGCGACAUUUCAACCGCGGUGAAGACCGAGGUUACACACUGAACCCUUGUGAUGAGAUCACGGUAAAAGUAGAUGAAGACGCCAUGUCAUUGCAAAGUAUGGCUGCUUCACAAUUCAUCGGUCCGUUCCUGAAUGUAGUCCAUACAUGGGAGCGCAGACUCUCGCUUAUCUCAGAGGUUAUUGACGAAUGGUUUGCAACGCAGCGCAAGUGGCUUUACUUGGAGGGCAUUUUCGUUGGUGGUGAUAUACGCGUCCAGUUACCUGAAGAGGCGAAAAAAUUCGAUGAUAUUGAUAGAGUAUUCAGAAAGAUCAUGCUUGACACUGCCAAGCGCCUUAAUGUGGUCGAUUGCUGCACAGUCCCUGGAAGAUUGGAGGAAUUCAUUGCUUUGGGACUAGGACUGCAAAAAUGUCAGAAAUCAUUGAAUGAUUACUUAGAUUCCAAACGGCGUAUAUUUCCGAGGUUCUUCUUCAUAUCUACUGAUGAAUUACUUUCCAUUCUUGGUAGUAGUGAAUGCAGUUGUGUACAGGAACAUAUGAUUAAGAUGUUUGAUAAUAUUAAAGCUUUGGAACUUUAUGUUGACCAUACUAAUAGACCUGUUGCAUCUAAAAUGAUUUCCGCCGAAGGAGAGAUAAUGGAGUUCCGAUACAUUGUAUACACCGAAGGAAGAGUUGAGGAUUGGAUGAAUUUGGUCUUGAAUGAAAUGCGUAGUACGAAUAAAUUUAUCACCAAAAAGGCGAUUUUCUACUACGGAAGGAACUGGAAAUUUGAAGGUCAGGAGAUAUCAAUGGAUAGUAAAGUGGGCGUUUUUAUUACAAUGAACCCUGGUUACGCAGGGCGCACAGAAUUGCCAGAGUCCGUCAAAGCUCUGUUCCGUCCUGUAGUAUGUAUUUUGCCCGACUUAGAGAUGAUUUGUCAGAUUUCAUUGUUUUCUGACGGCUUCCUUACUGCAAAGGUGUUAGCAAAGAAGAUGACAGUUUUAUACAAAGUCGCUCGGGAACAACUGUCAAAGCAGUCUCAUUACGAUUGGGGUCUUCGUGCCCUAACUGCUGUGUUACGAAUGGCUGGAACAUUGAGGCGAAAUUCUACAGAUCUCAGUGAGAUUAUGGUCCUCAUGAGAGCCUUGAGAGACAUGAAUUAUCCCAAGUUCGUCUUUGAGGACGUCCCUCUAUUCUUGGGGUUAAUCAAGGAUCUAUUUCCUGGCCUCGAAUGUCCCCGAGUCGGUUAUCCUGACUUCAACGGAGCUGUCGUUAAUGUGUUGGAACGAGACGAAUACAUUGUCCUUGAUCAUCAGGUGGACAAAGUAGUUCAAAUGUACGAGACAAUGAUGACAAGACACAGUACCAUGCUUGUCGGGCCAACAGGUGGUGGAAAAACUGUCAUUAUUACAACUUUAGUGAAGGCACAAUCUGAUUUGGGCUUGCCGACUAAACUUACCGUUUUGAACCCUAAGGCGUGCUCAGUCAUAGAGCUCUAUGGUAUUUUGGACCCUGUUACAAGAGAUUGGACUGAUGGUUUAUACUCUAGAAUUUUUAGAGAGAUGAACAGACCUGCAGCGGAGAACGAGCGUCGUUACUCUUUAUUUGAUGGAGAUGUUGAUGCUCUUUGGAUUGAGAACAUGAACUCGGUGAUGGAUGAUAAUAAACUUCUGACCUUGGCUAACGGGGAGAGAAUCAGACUGGCGUCAUACUGUGCUCUUCUGUUUGAAGUAGGUGAUUUGAAUUACGCUUCGCCAGCCACUGUGUCUAGAGCUGGAAUGGUCUUCGUCGACCCGAAAAAUUUGGGAUAUCAACCUUAUUGGGACAGAUGGCUUUUGAGUCGUAACAACAUAGAGGAGCGAGAACAAAUGAGUGAAUUGUUUGAGCAUUACGUGCCCGGUGCUAUUAAUUACAUCGUCUUCGGGCUCUUUGGGCUGCAGCAACAGACUCCACUGAAAACUAUUGUGCCACAGACGCCGUUGAACUUGGUGAUGCAACUAUGUUACAUGAUUAGUGGACUAAUGCCAAACCAGGAAGAUAUUAACGAGCAAAUUGAUAAAACGGUUGUUGAAUGCGUUUUCAUGGUGUCAAUGUACAACAGCCUCGGUGCUUCAAUUAUCGACGAUGGUCGUAUGGAUUUCGACGUGUACGUCAAGAAGGCCUGCCCCAUGAUGCUGGUCGAUGAUACACCGGAAAAGAAAGCCACUACUAAGCUGUUCCCGGUAGGUUUUCCUACUCUAUAUGAUUAUUGCUUGGAGCUGUCGACGAAGUGUUGGGAGGCGUGGGAGUGGCUGGUGCCGGAAUAUGUUCACGAUAGAGACAAGAAGUUUUCUGCGAUCCUGGUACCGACAGUCGACACCUUACGGAUGACAUGGCUUAUCAAAAUUAUGGAAAGCGUUGAGAGGCCCGUAUUACUUGUAGGUGAAACGGGUACAUCUAAAACAGCUAUUAUCUCCAAUUUCUUGCGUGAAUUGUCACCAGAUAAAUAUAUAGUGCAACAAAUGAACUUCUCGUCGCGAACAUCUUCUAUGGACGUGCAAAGAAACUUGGAGUCGAUGGUGGAGAAACGAACUAAGGACACCUUCGGCCCACCCAUCGGGAAGAAACUCCUCGUCUUCAUCGACGACAUGAACAUGCCUAUUGUAGACACAUACGGUACUCAACAACCCAUUGCACUGCUAAAGCUACUGUUCCAGAGAAAAGGUUUUUAUGACAGAGGGAAAGAUCUCACUUGGAAAAACCUCAAGGACAUCGGUUUCCUUGGCGCUAUGGGCAAAGCUGGUGGUGGUAGAAAUGACGUGGAUCCACGAUUCAUUUCGAUGUUCUCAGCGUACAAUCUCCAAUUCCCCUCGGAGAGCACGUUAAGGCAUAUUUACAUCUCCAUUAUUAACGGGCACUUUGAGAUUUUCCCCGAUGAGAUUAAAGAAAUAGCCGAUCCACUUAUACAAUUGACCCUUGAUCUUUAUAAGAUUCUAAUAGUAGAGCUGCCCCCGACACCUGCGAAAUUCCAUUACAUUUUCAACCUGCGAGACUUGUCUCGCAUCGCGGCCGGUAUGUGCCUCACGCAUCCCAAUUACUUCAGUGAAAAACGAGCUAUGGUGCGGUGCUGGAGGAACGAGUUCACUCGAGUCAUAUGCGAUCGACUAAUCAGCGUUCAGGACAAUGAUUUGAUGAAAGAACAUAUUCAUCAACUGGUAAUUCAGUACUUCCCUGAGGAGGAGCCAGCGGUGAUUGAAGAAAUCGUUGUUCCUGAAGAAGUAGUUGAGGGCGGCGAUGCAGGCGAAGAUGAUUUGGACGAAGAAACUGAAAAGCCGAAAAAGAAAGAAGAAAAGGUAACUGAAGAGGCUGUAAUUGAAGAAGAAGAAAUUGAAGAGGAAGAAGUGGAAAAGGAACUUACGUUGGAAGAAUACGUAUUCCGAGAUCCACUUUUGUUCGGGGACUACCGCAAUGCUUUAGACGAGGAAGAAAUUCGAUACUAUGAAGAUCUUCUUGAUUACGAAGCUGUUUAUUUUCUUUUCCAAGAGAUUCUAGAUGAAUACAAUGAGCGCGUCGGCAAGAUGUCAGUAGUACUUUUCGAGGACUGUCUUGAGCAUCUGACGCGCACUCAGCGAAUCCUACGCAUGGACCGCGGCAACGCUAUGAUCAUUGGCGUCGGCGGCUCCGGCAAGAAGAGCAUUUGUCGUCUUGCCGCUUUUGCUGCCGGUUGCGAAAUGUUUGAAAUUACUAUAACCCGUAACUACAACGAGAACUCGUUCAAAGACGAUAUGAAACGACUCUACAAUCAACUCGGGGUCGAUCGCAAGAAAAGUGUCUUCCUUUUCACUGCUGCUCAAAUUGUAGAAGAAGGUUUUCUGGAGCUUAUAAACAACAUCUUGAUGAUUGGAAUUAUUCCUGCUCUAUUCGGAGACGACGAGAAAGACGCCAUCAUUAAUUCUUGUCGCAAUGCUUCAGGAGAAGCGGGAUUUGGUGUUGGAAAGGAUUCCGUCUGGCAGUACUUUUGUUCCACAAGCGCUGAUAAUCUACAUAUAGUGCUUUCGAUGUCACCCAGUGGCGACAUCUUGCGAAACAGGUGUCGCAGUUUCCCGGGUCUCGUGAAUAAUACCACCAUAGACUGGCAGUUCCCUUGGCCGAAGCAGGCGCUGUUGGCUGUAGCUAACGUGUUUUUGGCCAACGUGGAUAAAAUUCCGGACGAUUUCCGUCCAAUAAUCGUGGAACACGUUGUCCACGUCCACAUGUCCGUUUCGCGUUACACCGUCGAGUUCUUGUUACGUCUUCGCCGUCAAAACUACGUAACACCAAAACAUUACAUGGACUAUUUGACUAACUACAUUGCAUUGCUUAAUGAGAAAGAUGCAUUCAUUAUAGCUCAGUGCGAGCGUCUCCAAAGUGGAUUGGAUAAAAUUGAAGAGGCCAAUGUGCAACUGGCGGACCUUAACGAAAAGCUGGCCGUACAGAAAGUCAUUGUAGCUGAACAGACGGCAGAAUGUGAAGAACUCUUGAAAGAGAUCACUAAAGCUACUGACACAGCGGUAACAAAACAGCAAGUGGCAGCAGUGAAACAAGUAGAGAUUACCGAACAAAAGGUGGUAAUCGAAGAAGAAAAAGGCGAAGCUGAGCAAGCGUUGUCAGAAGCUUUACCUGCGUUAGAAGCGGCCAGACUCGCCUUGGCCGAUUUAGAUAAGAACGAUAUUACUGAGAUUCGGUCUUUUGCUACGCCGCCCGAAGCAGUGCAGGUUGUCUGCGAAUGCGUUGUGAUCAUCCGUGGCAUAAAAGACGUAAGCUGGAAGGGCGCAAAGGGCAUGAUGGCAGAUCCCAACUUCUUACGAAAUCUUCAGGAGAUGAACUGCGAUCUUAUAACGCAGCAACAAGUUAAGGCUGUCAAAGCUCACAUGAAGAAGAGCAAGAAACUUGACACUAUGCAACAAAUAAGUAAAGCCGGAUAUGGUCUGCUCAAAUUCGUAACAGCCGUAUUAGGAUAUUGUGCUGUAUUCAAGGAAGUGAAACCCAAAAUAGACAAAGUAGCUGAUCUCGAGAGGCAGUUCACCGAAGCCAUAAACUACUUGGACUCACUCAAUCGCGAGAUUAAUCGUUUGCAAAAUACGUUGGACAAAUUGAAUGCCAAAUAUGAUAAUGCUAUGAUGAGAAGGCAGGAAUUACAGGAGGAAACUGAUAUUAUGAUGCGCCGUUUGGUGGCUGCAGACAAAUUAAUGUCUGGUUUGGCAAGUGAGCAGAUCCGAUGGACACGUGACUUGAAAGCAUUAUACGAAGAACGAGGACGUCUAAUCGGGAAUUGCUUACUUUCUGCAUCUUUCCUAAGCUACACAGGACCGUUCUCCUUUUCGUUUAGAGAAAUGAUGAUCUAUGAAGAUUGGAUGAGCGAUCUUUUGGAACGUGGCAUACCACUUACAACACCUUAUACUGUUCAAAAGAAUUUGACGAACGAAGUAGAAAUUAGUGGAUGGAAUUCCCAAGGGUUACCACCAGACGAGUUAUCAGUACAGAACGGUAUUCUAACAACGCGGGCAUCGCGAUUCCCGCUUUGCAUCGACCCUCAGACACAAGCGCUCAACUGGAUCAAAAAGAGGGAGGCUAAGAACAAUCUAAAGGUUCUAUCGUUUAAUGACGCGCAGUUCUUAAGGCAAUUGGAGAUGGCUAUCAAGUAUGGUAUGCCUGUGCUGUUCCAAGAUGUCAACGAAUAUAUUGACCCCGUAGUGGAUAAUGUUUUGGAGAAGAAUAUAAAAGUUGAAAGUGGCCGAACGUUCGUAAUGCUGGGCAGUUCAGAAGUAGACUAUGAUCCAAAUUUCCGCAUGUAUCUCACCACUAAGUUGGCCAAUCCGCAGUUUAACCCUGCAGCUUAUGCUAAGGCAGUCGUUAUUAACUAUACUGUCACAGUCCAGGGUUUAGAGGACCAAUUGUUAAGCGUGGUGGUGAGAGCAGAACGUGCGGAUUUGGAGGAACAAAGAGAGUUUCUCAUAAUCGAAACGAGUACCAACAAGAGUCUGCUGCAAGGAUUGGAAGAUUCUCUACUCAGAGAAUUGGCUACUUCAACUGGAAACAUGCUGGACAAUGUCGAACUGGUCGAUACUCUUGAGAACACUAAAUCGAAAGCUGCUGAGGUUAUGGAGAAAUUGGAACUGGCAGAAGCGACGGCUAUAGAUAUAGAGAAGCUGCGUGACGGGUACCGACCGGUGGCUAAGCGUGGGUCCAUUCUCUUCUUCGUGCUUUCCGACAUGGCUAACGUCAACACCAUGUAUCAGUACUCCUUGACUUCUUAUCUCGAUGUGUUCUCGUUCUCGCUGCGAAAAGCAAUGCCCAACGUGAUUUUAGUGAAACGCCUGCGCAACAUUAUCGAUAUGCUUACCAAGAAUGUUUACGACUAUGGGUGUACUGGUAUAUUCGAGCGCCACAAAUUGCUAUUCUCCUUCCAAAUGGAUGUGAAACUUGAGCAGAGUGAAGACAGGGUUACACAGGCGCAGUUGGACUUCUUCAUUAAAGGGAACGUCUCACUCGAGAAGUCAGCACGCGCUUCCCCGGCUCCUUGGAUACCAGCGCAGGGGUGGCAAGAUAUAAUGAAGUUAAGCUUCGAUUUUCCGGACCCGUUCGUGGCGCUACCUGAUCAUAUUGGCAAGAGUUUGGUCGCCUGGCAAGAGUGGUUCGACAGCGAUACUCCAGAGUCGAACGAAAUCCCCGACAACUAUCGCAAUUUGCUCAAACCCUUUGAAAUACUGAUGCUGCUCCGUUGCUUUCGCGUGGAUCGUGUGUACCGUGCCCUGAACGACUACAUUACCGUAACAAUGGGCGAGGAAUAUAUCACACCGCCGAUUAUCAGUUUGGAUAUGAUAUUCGAGCAAACAACUCCGUUCACGCCUGUAGUGUUUAUCCUGAGUCCAGGAUCAGAUCCGACUGCGGAUUUAAUGAAAUUAGCAGAUCGGUGUGGGUUUGGAGGAGGCAAAUUUAAAUACUUGUCUCUUGGGCAAGGACAAGAAGGGGCUGCGUUGUCUCUGCUGGAAGGCGCAAUAUCCCAUGGCCAGUGGCUCAUCUUCCAAAACUGUCACUUGUUGGUGUCAUUCCUUCGUGAACUCGAAAAACAACUAGAGUUGAUGGUCAAACCCAACCCGGAAUACCGUCUUUGGCUCACCACAGACCCUACACCGACGUUCCCUAUCGGUAUAUUGCAGCGAUCGCUGAAAGUGGUAACAGAGCCGCCCAAUGGUCUCAAGCUGAACCUUCGCAACACGUACUUCAAAAUGCGACCACAUGCACUUUCGGAAUGUGCACAUCCAUUGUUCAAGAAACUCAUCUACGUCUUAGCUUUCUUCCAUGCCGUUGUUCAGGAACGACGCAAAUACGACAAAAUCGGAUGGAAUAUAUCAUAUGACUUUGCGGAGGCUGACUUCACCGUGUGCAUGCAGAUCUUGAAUACGUAUUUGGACCGUUGUGUUGUAACCAAAGGUGUCGUACCAUGGGCUACGCUUAAGUAUCUUUUCGGGGAGGUAAUGUACGGCGGGCGUGUGAUCGAUGAUUUUGAUCGGCGCGUGGUCAGGACCUACAUGGACGAAUAUCUCGGGGAAUUCCUGUUCGACAAGUUCCAGCCAUUCCAUUUUUACAGAGAUUCGACUUUCGACUAUGUGAUGCCUCCUGACUUCGAGGAAAGGGACGAAUACAUUGAUUUCGUGGACACAUUGCCGCUAGCAAACACUCCAGAAGUAUUCGGGCUGCACCCUAAUGCGGAGAUUGGAUACUUCAGCCAGGCUGUGCGCAUGAUGUGGGGACACCUCAUCGAGCUCCAGCCUCAAACCAGCCUGCACAUCCCCGAGUCGUACCUGAUCGCGCACAUUCAGAUGGCGUGUCGUCUAUACACGUGGGCACUGGAUCGAUCCACGCAGUGCACCAAAGUAACAAGUUGGGUCUCGCCCGAUGAGGUCGAAGAAAGACCCGUUACUGGCUGCUAUGUACGCGGUUUGUACCUAGAAGGGUGUCGCUGGGACAUCGAGGAGGGUUGCCUGAAACGCUCCCACCCCAAAAUAUUAGUCACCGAGCUGCCGAUCAUGUAUAUCAUACCUGUUGAGUUCCAUAAACUCAAGUUGCAGAAUACAUUAAAAACGCCAGUGUACACGACGUCAACGCGGCGCAACGCAAUGGGUGUUGGGCUCGUAUUUGAAUCAGAUUUGUGGACUGCCGAACAUUGCAGCCAUUGGGUCCUGCAGGGCGUAUGCCUUGUUUUGAACACCGAUGAUUAAGCAGAUUGUGUUAUGCUUUUCUACUGCUAUUUUAAUCUUAUUUAUCGUUUUCACAUUAUAGUGAGUUUGGUAUUAACAAUGUACUACAUUAUGUCAUAUCAAAUUCAUAUACCCAUUACCGGUGGACCAUUACAUUUUUACUUUAGCGUUAAAAUGGUACGUAUCAAGAAUGAAAAGCAUUUAUUGCAACGCAGCAUAAAGAAUACAAAUUUCAACAACAUAGGGGUUUGUAUUUUUUUGGUGUGUGUUACACGAUAACCUACUCCGAUAUUUGUCAACCAAUUUUGUUUUUUGUUGGUAUGGGGGUACCUCAGUAGUAUUACAACUCAAAGAAAAACAUAUUCCGUCUCUAAGGGCACGUUCCGAUUAUGUCAUGACGACAGGUAGUCGUGCAGUUUAAAGUGUCGUGGUUUUUAUAUUUAAAAGAAGUUGUUCACAUAUAACACUAUUAACUGUCGUUCAUGACUUUUGACAUUACGACGACAGA
This is a messenger RNA of Hyposmocoma kahamanoa, 13909 nucleotides long. It is a transcript of the gene Dhc98D, whose product is annotated as dynein heavy chain 10, axonemal. Gene Ontology annotation, cellular component: dynein complex. The transcript has 85 exons. The coding region runs from base 1 to 13422 and encodes 4473 amino acids. NCBI's taxonomy places the organism in Eukaryota, Metazoa, Arthropoda, Insecta, Lepidoptera, Cosmopterigidae. Gene Ontology annotation, molecular function: ATP hydrolysis activity; minus-end-directed microtubule motor activity; dynein intermediate chain binding. The record is from RefSeq and is a predicted model, not a curated record. Gene Ontology annotation, biological process: microtubule-based movement.